UGGAACCACAUUAUAUAUUCAGAAUGUUGGUUACGUGUUAGGUUAGAAUAACUUUUAAAAAUUAAAAAUUGUUAUGGCUUCCAAGUCGAUAAAAUCUCUAGGCAUAUUUAAAAACCCAACAAUUUUUGAUAAGGGACUAGGGGCUUUGCUUCCAGAAGCUUAUAAAAAAUUCUAUAAAGAGUGGAGGUUUACAGAACCAACGGCUGUACAUUAUGUACCCGAACCUGGAAGAUGGAAAAGGGAUGAAGUGACAGGCGAAGUUCUUCCUAUUCAGAAUAUUCCUAUACCCGUUUUUUAUCCAAAAGAACAUAACAAACACAUAUGGGGAGGAGAAGGUGUAGUUCAAGGAUUUGAGAAACGUGACAAACAUUAUAAAAGGCGAGUACCACAUUUUUGGGUCCCUGUUUUGAAGCGUACUGUGGUUUACAGUGAAGUUCUAAAUAAAUAUAUUUCGGUUAUUGUUACUGAUAGAACAAUUAACUUGAUAAAUGCGAACUACGGAUUUGACCAUUACAUAUUAAAGACUCCUGCCUGUGAUUUAAAAUCACUCCUGCCAUUAGCAAUAAAACGAAAAAUGUUGCAAGAGUUAGAAAAUGGAUGCCCAACAUACUCGGAGCAGCCAGAAAAACAAAAAGACAUUUUAAAACGCUACCAAAGUUACUUGUCUGCUUAUACGCCUGAAGAAAUAAAAUGGUACGGAUAUUCUUUUAGUCAAGCUUGUAAAAUACUCCAAGAAGAGAUAGAUGCAGAAUUGAAGGUUGUACCACUGAAACAUGUUUAUAGAUCACAACUAAUAGAAAAGUUAAAGGCGGCAAAAAUUGAAGAAGCUUCUGCAGUAUCUGAAUUAGGGGAAACUGAAUCAUCUGCAUCUUGGUUACAGAAAAUUAACCCAUUUGGGAAAAAACAUGAGACUUAGUGCUACAUAAAUGUCAUAAAUGUAAUAAUUAUUAGUUUUUCUGAAUCUGAUUAAAAAUUAUACAGUUCGUA
Messenger RNA from Anoplophora glabripennis (Asian longhorned beetle), 987 nucleotides. RefSeq names its product 39S ribosomal protein L28, mitochondrial (gene mRpL28). The record is from RefSeq and is a predicted model, not a curated record. Gene Ontology annotation, molecular function: structural constituent of ribosome. The transcript is spliced from 6 exons. Lineage: Eukaryota; Metazoa; Arthropoda; Insecta; Coleoptera; Cerambycidae. Gene Ontology annotation, cellular component: mitochondrial large ribosomal subunit. The coding region runs from base 74 to 916 and encodes 280 amino acids.